Molecule: messenger RNA, 1353 nt
Organism: Poecilia latipinna (sailfin molly)
Lineage: Eukaryota; Metazoa; Chordata; Actinopteri; Cyprinodontiformes; Poeciliidae
Gene: fgfbp3
Product: fibroblast growth factor binding protein 3
Exons: 3
Coding region: 121-912 (263 amino acids)
Biological process (GO): cell-cell signaling
Molecular function (GO): growth factor binding
Source: RefSeq, a predicted model, not a curated record
UUAUCCGACUCUCUGCGGCCCCACGCUCUCACAGCGACUCCGACCUCUCAGCAGCAUCCAAGGGUAAGAAACGGCAGCGACUGAAUCUGCUUUCUGGGCCGAACCUGCAGACGGAGAGUUAUGACUUAUGAACCAGGACGGCGGAGAUCAGAGGAUUGUUUCUGUGCUGCUGCUUGUCUUUGUUUGACAUCUGCCACCAUGCGUGCUGCUCUGUGCUGCUGCGUCUUCCUCCUCUGCCUCGUCUUCCCCGCCGAGGCCAAGCGGACGCCUGGUCAGGACAAACGGGACAAACCUCGCCAGCCCCAGCCGUCGCCGCCACCGGCCCGGCGGUCCAGGAACCGCUCGGUGCUGAGCUCCGGGGAGCUCAGCACCAAGCAGGGCCAUCGCUGCACCUGGCAAACAUCUGGUGAAGGUCUGGUGAGCCUGCUGGUGAACUGCUCCACAGAAACCGCAGGAGACACAGAGAGGUACUGGUGUCGUUAUGCUGGGAAACCCGACCUCUGCCAGGCCUACAGCGUGAAGUCCAGCCAGUACUGGAAGCAGCUGGUGGGAAAGCUGAAGAAACGGGAGAACGCCUGCGAAGGAGAGAAAGUGUUAAAGGCCAAAACCUGCAAAAAGGCGCCUGGCGAGGCCCACAUGAAGCUGGCUCAGCGCAGCGGGGAGGAGGACAAGAACGGCGCCAAGGAGGGAGGGAAGAAGAAAGGAGAGGCCGGAGCGAAGAGCGCCGAUGGAGGCAAGGUGGAGAAGAGAAAGAAGAAGAUGAAGGAGGAUGAGGAGGAGAAAAAGAAACGGGAGGAGAGGACUGAGUUUGACGACGAAGGAAUGGUGAACGACAUGGAGCCGGUGCAGACGUACUGCAGCGACGGCUGGCACUCCGUCUGCUCCUUCUUUGUCAAGUUUUUUGAGGGCUGAUUAAAAAAAAUUAGAGAAUUUUUUUUUUUUUAUUGAUGAUAGUGUGAAUUAAAUCUGAAAUCAGAGGAGGAAAGUUGUGUUUUUAACCUUUUGGGGAGUCUGGGCAGCUCAUUUCUAAGGAUUUGUGUAAAAUUUCUCAAACUGCUCUCUGAAGGUUAGACGAAAACCAAUUUAAUUUACAUUUGAUCGAGAAUCUUUGGUAAUUCUGUAUAUUUUUUAAGGAUUAAUUGUUAGAUCUAAUACCUUAAAAAUAACCGUACUCUGUAAACUGUGUUAGUUAAAACAGAUUCAGUUUGAAUCUGCAGUAAUAACCUGAUGAAGUGAAGUUUGUUGAGUUUUUAUUGUUUUAGUUUCCUGAUGUUUAGUUUUGUGAUGUUGGACCGUUUUUAACCAAAUUCUGGAUUUUCAUAGACGACAUUAAAUAAUCACCAUUAACUGAGA